GGACAAUUUGGUGUGAUGGCCAGGCUGGAUCUGUUUUGUCGUGGUGGUCUAAGGAUGCAGACUUUGUCCCAUUGUAGCUUCAGCUGCAUACAUGGACACAUGAGCAGGUGGAACAGCAAAGAAACUUCCAAUCCACCAACUGAUCAGGAAAACCCACGAGUGCUCAUCACGGGUGGACUUGGACAGUUAGGUGUGGGGCUUGCCCAAAUGCUCAGGAAAGAAUAUGGAACAGAGAAUGUAAUUCUCUCAGACAUAAAGAAGCCCCUGCCUCAUGUUUUUAAUAGUGGGCCAUUUGUAUAUGCUGAUGUGUUGGACUACAAACAUCUGAGAGAAGUCAUUGUGAAUAACCGCAUCAACUGGCUUGUCCACUACAGUGCUCUGUUGAGCGCUGUUGGGGAAGCUAAUGUGGCUUUAGCUCGUAAAAUCAACAUCACAGGUCUACAUAAUGUGCUGGACUUGGCUUUGGAGAACAGCCUGCGCAUUUUUAUGCCGAGCACCAUUGGAGCAUUUGGUCCUUCCUCUCCUCGUGAUCCGGUGCCUGACCUCUGUGUCCAAAGACCACAAACCAUCUAUGGCGUGUCCAAAGUUCACGGUGAACUCAUGGGAGAGUAUCUUCAUCAUAAAUAUGGCCUGGACUUCCGCUGCUUACGUUACCCGGGAGUGAUAUCAUUCAACACGCUUCCUGGGGGAGGCACAACAGACUACGCAGUUCAAAUCUUCCAUGAUGCCCUCAGAAAGGGUCACCAUGAGUGCUACUUGCGCCCCAACACCCGUCUUCCUAUGAUGCACAUCUCUGACUGCCACCGUGCCACUGUUGAGUUUAUGCAGACCCCCGAGUGUCAGCUCUCCCUCCGUACCUAUAACAUUGCUGCCAUAAGCUUCACUCCAGAGGAGGUGGCCCGGGAAAUACGCAAGCAUGUCCCUCAACUGAAGGUCACGUACAAUCCAGAUGCUGUCCGUCAGACAAUUGCAGACAGCUGGCCGAUGCGGGUUGAUGACUCAAACGCCCGGAGGGAUUGGGGCUGGGUGCCAGUGUUCGGACUAGAGGACCUGGUUACGGACAUGCUGCACUCCAUUCAGAACAGUUCAGAACAGACGUUCCACGGUUAGCUAGAACACUUUUUUCUCUUCCAGGAAAUGGCAUAUGUCCAGUUACUUACUAUGUACUCUUGUUCCGUUUUGUUUUUACAAACUCUAAUUCCAAUGAAAUAAAAACCAAAUGCAAUGA
This is a messenger RNA of Syngnathus typhle (broad-nosed pipefish), 1228 nucleotides long. It is a transcript of the gene tdh2, whose product is annotated as L-threonine dehydrogenase 2. NCBI's taxonomy places the organism in Eukaryota, Metazoa, Chordata, Actinopteri, Syngnathiformes, Syngnathidae. Gene Ontology annotation, biological process: L-threonine catabolic process. The record is from RefSeq and is a predicted model, not a curated record. The transcript has 8 exons. Gene Ontology annotation, molecular function: L-threonine 3-dehydrogenase activity. Bases 16 to 1110 code for a protein of 364 amino acids.